AUGCCUGCCCUUUCCGGACCCCCUUUUCUUAUACUAGUAACAGGAGCUAACGGUUUUGUUGGAACGUGGAUUGUUCACCACCUGCUUGAAAAUGGUUACUCGGUUCGUGCGGCAGUUCGAACGAAGGAGAAAGGCCAGUAUUUGCUGGAGACUUUCAAGUCCUAUGGCACCAAGCUUCAGCUUACCAUUGUCGGUAAUAUGACAGAGGAAGGUGUUUUUAAUGGUGCUGUUCAAGGUGUUGAUGGGAUUAUUCAUACAGCCUCACCCGUCGGAACAGUUGCGGAUGAUCCAAACGAAUUGAUAGAACCAGCAGUUAAAGGGGUCACGGGCAUCCUACUGAGCGCUUUGCAGUAUGGAUCCGGGAUUCAGCGAAUUGUAUUCACAUCCUCCUGCGCGGCUAUUCUAGACACUUCGGACAAAGAGGUAACCGUGUCGGAAAAAGAUUGGAAUGACCAACGAGUGGAAGAAUGUGAACGGCUUGGGAGAGAUGCAAGUGGACUGUCCAAAUACUCAGCGUCAAAGACCCUUGCAGAAAGGGCCGUCUGGGACUUCUAUCUAAAGCAUAGAGAGGAGAUAAUGUGGGAUCUGGUGGCCAUUAACCCCCCGUAUAUAUUUGGUCCUAUCAUUCAUGACGUAACCUCUCCCGACAUUCUCAACUCCUCAUCCAAACGGUGGUACGACGCUCUAGUGCACAACGAUUUCAGGGGACUAUCUCCGGCUACCCAUCCCGGCCAUGGCUGGGUAGAUGUUCGAGAUGUUGCCGAAGCGCAUAUCAAGGCUCUUACAACCCCAGGUGCCGGCGGGGAACGAAUCAUCGUGAGCGCCGGAUCUUGGGUCUGGCAGGACAUGAUAAACGCCGCAUCUACGCUGCCGGGUUCUAUCUAUAAGCGGCAUCCUGAUGCUAGAUUCCAGGGAGGACAGUCACGAGCUAUCACCUUCAAUACGGAAAAAGCAGACCUGAUUCUUGGGUUGAAGUUUCGGUCUAUGAAAGAACUAGCUUAUGAUAUUCUACUAGACUUUACUAAGCGGGGCUGGUAUCCUUGA
Messenger RNA from Talaromyces rugulosus, 1044 nucleotides. RefSeq lists its product as uncharacterized. Bases 1 to 1044 code for a protein of 347 amino acids. The transcript is spliced from 7 exons. NCBI's taxonomy places the organism in Eukaryota, Fungi, Ascomycota, Eurotiomycetes, Eurotiales, Trichocomaceae. Gene Ontology annotation, molecular function: oxidoreductase activity, acting on the CH-OH group of donors, NAD or NADP as acceptor. The record is from RefSeq and is a predicted model, not a curated record.